CUCCGGAAGCCCCAGCCGCCAGCAUCCAUUCCAGCUCCCGGCCCAGCUAUGGCAUCCCUGCUACCCAGCCGGACCUUGCCCUUGACCCUGGUCCUGAUGGUUGUCCUGGACCCGGGGGCUGCAGUCUUCAACAUCUCAAGCCUCUCCGGCCUGCUGUCCCCGGCGCUAGCGGAGAGCCUGCUGGUUGCCCUGCCGCCCUGCCACCUCACAGGGGGGAACGCCACCCUGAUGGUCCGGAGAGCCAAUGACAGCACAGUGGUGACAGCUGGCUUUGUGGUGCCCCCCUGCCGUGGGCGAAGGGAGCUGGUGAGUGUGGUGGACAGCGGGGCUGGCUUCACGGUCACCCGGCUCAGGGCAUACCAGGUGACAAACCUGGCGCCAGGAACCAAAUACUACGUCUCCUACCGGGUGCAGAAGGGGACAGCCACUGAGUCCAGCCGAGAGGUCCCCAUGUCCACCCUUCCGCGACGCAAGGGGGCCUCCAUUGGGCUGGGGAUGGCCCGCACGGGGGGCAUGGUGGUCAUCACGGUGCUGCUGUCCGUCGCCAUGUUCCUGCUGGUCGUGGGCUUCAUCGUGGCCCUGGCACUGGGCGCCCGGAAGUGAGGAGG
Messenger RNA from Myotis lucifugus (little brown bat), 608 nucleotides. RefSeq names its product uroplakin 2 (gene UPK2). Gene Ontology annotation, cellular component: apical plasma membrane. The transcript is spliced from 5 exons. The record is from RefSeq and is a predicted model, not a curated record. NCBI's taxonomy places the organism in Eukaryota, Metazoa, Chordata, Mammalia, Chiroptera, Vespertilionidae. Bases 49 to 603 code for a protein of 184 amino acids. Gene Ontology annotation, biological process: epithelial cell differentiation.